UGGAGGUGUUUGAUGGGGUGGAGUCUGUUCUGCUGUCCUGUCAGGUAUCAAUUCAUCAAGCUGAUGACAUGAGAGUGGUGUGGAAGCACAGAGAGUUCAGGAUCACAGUCCACGUGCAUGGAUCAAAUGUGGAUGAUCUUAGAAACCAAAGCCAGCGUUACACCAACCGAACAUCAAUGAGAGCUGACGCUCUGCAGACUGGAGACCUCAGCCUCACUCUGAGGAACCCUACAGUCUCUGACAGUGGAACCUACACCUGCAUCCUCCAGACAGGUGGCCGAGAAGAGAGCCAGGCAGAAGUACAACUGAAGGUCAAAGCUUCCUCUGUGUCUGUACAUCGACUCUUCUGCCAUCUAGUGGUCUUCUGUCCGUACUGUAUCUCCACUGCUCUGCUGCUGUCCAUCUACUACAAGAAGAAGACCCCAAAAGGACCAGCUGUCUUCAUGGAGAUGAGCCAGCAUGAUGAAGGAAAUCAGCGAUUGAAUGAAUAUUAUGAGGACAUGACUUCUGAUGUCACCACUGAGCAGGUCUUCUGUGCUGCAGAGUCUGUUAGUUGUUAAAGUUGUGAAGUUGUAUUUCAUUUGAUGAUGAUGUGCCUGAGUGUUCCUGGAUUCAUGUGUUCAUCACUUUAAUGCUGCAGCUGCUGAAGGUGGAGCUCCUUCAGUGACUCCACCCUCUACUGGCUUUGUGACCAAUCAAACAUCUCAAAGGUCU
Molecule: messenger RNA, 714 nt
Organism: Archocentrus centrarchus (flier cichlid)
Lineage: Eukaryota; Metazoa; Chordata; Actinopteri; Cichliformes; Cichlidae
Product: V-set domain containing T-cell activation inhibitor 1-like
Exons: 2
Coding region: 69-560 (163 amino acids)
Biological process (GO): T cell receptor signaling pathway; regulation of cytokine production
Cellular component (GO): external side of plasma membrane
Molecular function (GO): signaling receptor binding
Source: RefSeq, a predicted model, not a curated record